AAAUUGAGAAACCUGUGAGGUAUGCAUUACUCUUGGUGCAAACUGAUAUUUCAGGAAUAGAAGAAUUGUAUAGUCAUGAAUCGGCUUUUGAAGAGUGCAAGAAUUGGAUUUGUAUGAAGUUACCAAACGUUACAAAAAUAAUCAUUGGAUCAACCAGCGAAGCGGCAAAAAUAGCUUCGUUUCCUCAUUCUGCGUUACUUUCAAAUAUAUUAUGUUCAAAGUUAUAUAAUCGUAAUGUCUUAGAAACAGAUAUUUAUGAUUUAUCAAAUAAUAAAACCACAUUUAUAUUU
This is a messenger RNA of Racocetra persica, 290 nucleotides long. The record is from the annotation of a GenBank genome assembly. NCBI's taxonomy places the organism in Eukaryota, Fungi, Glomeromycota, Glomeromycetes, Diversisporales, Gigasporaceae.